UGUGUCAUUUAUCUAAAUGUCAAGUGUAAUCGAAUUGAAUGGAUGUUAUAUAAGAGUUUAUUUUCACUCAAAUAGUAUUUUGUAUGUAUUGAUACGUUAAAUCACUUUGUUGUGGUAAUAGGUGAAAUGAGACAGUCCAUCAUGAGAUUAUCUACAGUGCAUAUAGAAAAGAAUGAGCCCCCUUUAAAAUCACAUUUUGUUGCUUUGCACCCUGAUUUGAAGACAGACACAGUUUUUGUUUUAUCCAGCUGUAUUUACUCUGUGCAAUUUAUAACAUCCGAGUAAAAGAUACGGUUGGAUAAAUCAAAAGCUGUGUCCAUCUUUGUUUCAGGCUGCAAAGCAACAAAAUGUGAGGGCUGAAUCUUUUUUACUGUACAUGCUUUCAAUGCACUUCACUGGCUACCUCUCAUGCUGAAUUUACAUCUGGAGGAUAUUAACGCGAUUCAAUUGGAGGGACCUCACUGUUUUAUAGAUUCAUAAAAUCCGAGGCUUUGUUGUGGAGUUUUAUUGCUCGCUGUUGGAGUUAUAAGUAUUUAAUCUGGUGGGCUUGUUGCUUCCUGUUUUGUGUUAUUGUGGUUGCAGCUAAAAAUAUGAGUACGUUACGUUAUAUGCAGAUACUUUAGCGUUUCCUUUUCUCCUUCUCUGCCAGUUUUUUUUUUUUCGUUCACACUGUAACGUAAAUAAGGCGGAAAACCGCUUUAAAUAACAUUAGUCGAAUUUCUAUCAGCUCAUGUUUAAUGAGUCUAGAGUUCGCUAACACUCCGUUAGCUGGCGGACUAGCACGCUAUGCUAGCUGACCACCAAAUAUUUUUACACGAUGUAAACGUCCAAGAAAACAGUCAGCAUUUUUUAUUUUAUUUCUUUUUUGGUAUUAAUCCGUCGAAAAACCCUUUCAGGACCGAUUCUGGAGAGCUAAAAGCUUCUCAGCCUCUGUCAGGAUAUUAGCCGGAAUAUGGCGUGACGUGUCGGUCAGGCUGUGAUACCGAACAGGAUCCCAUCAGGUAAUGUUUACCCCACAUCUGCAGAUAGAGAAGGACAUGGACAGCUCAGUGACCCUGUGGCAGUUCCUGCUGCAGCUGUUGCUGGAUCCCAGCAAUGACCGGCUUAUCUGCUGGACCAACGAGGAUGGAGAGUUCAAACUGUUGCAAGCGGAAGAGGUGGCCAGAUUAUGGGGCGUUCGCAAGAACAAACCCAGCAUGAACUACGACAAACUUAGCCGGGCUCUGCGUUACUACUAUGACAAGAACAUCAUCAAAAAAGUAAAUGGGCAGAAGUUUGUGUAUCGUUUCGUGUCAUACCCUGAUAUCCUAAAAGGAGAAGUCAUAGCCAGAACGGAGGGUGCAGACGGCGGCUCAAACGGACCUCUGCCUCUCUCUGACAAACCUGCAAACAUCUCCAGGGAUAAAGACGACAAAGCCAUCCCAGACCGAGGUGCAGGAACACCGGGUCAGUCCAAAUCGUCCAGCCGGAAUGAUUAUAUCCACUCAGGCUUGUAUUCUUCCUUCACUUUGAACUCUCUUCAGUCAGGAACGCAACUUUUUAAAUCCAUUAAGAUUGAAAAUCCAGGGGAAAAGCUAAUGGAGAAAAAGGCCGCCCAGGAGUCACCCCAGCCACCCACCGUCAUUAAAUUUGGGACCAUGCCACAGAACAGACAGGGCACUCCGUCUGUUAUAGAGAAGCCUGAACUUCCGGCACAGCCCACCCAAGCCCCACCCCCUGCUCCGGCAGAACCUGAGGCCAAACAGACACCCGUCUCGCAUGUAGUGUGUGCAUUUGUGGAGAAUCCCACCUCGGAGAAUGCCAUGACGGGCUUCCCGCUCUCAAGAGUGUCUCCAUCGCCGCUCCCUCGUUCCAAAUCGCCCUCCUCUUCACCGAUGACGGAUUCCCAGGAGCUGGUGAUUGACAGUGAAAUCGAGUCCCUCUCCUCACAGCCCUCAGAGUUACAGCUGCAGGACCAGCCCAUCUCUGUUUUCAAGGACUCUAUAGCAGUGUUUGAGAUGUCUGAAUCUCCACCCCGCAGUCUCAGUGGAAAGUCUAAGAAACCCAAAGGCCUUGAGUUGAUGCCGACGCUGGUGGUGACCAGCUCUGACCUCAGCCCUUUCAAUCUGUCCAGCCCAUCCCUCCCUACGGCUUCUCUCACCCCAGCCUUCCUGCAGACUCCCCUGCUGCUCACACCCAGUCCACUUCUGUCCAAUAUCCAUUUCUGGAGCACACUCAGUCCGGUGGCACCCCUCAGUCCCGCCCGGAGACAGGGCACACAUACCCUCUUCCAGUUUCCUUCUGUCCUGAGUUCCACGCAGUUCUCUGUUCCCGUGUAUAAUUUAGACGGCACCAACACGCCCGGCCCUCUCUCACCCGACCCACAGAAGACAUAAGAGAGGGAGAAAGACUGGCACACUUCAUCUUUGCCUCACGUUCUUGAUUGAUAAACAGAUUAACCUCAUUCUGUUCACCUGAUCUGACAUCCUUGAGGUAACGAAGAUUUGUGACCAGCGUUUAAGCGUCAAGAGCAUCCGUUUGACCCUUGAACCUUUUUGAUGUCCAUACGAAUUUAUAUCAAGCCAUCAUAUAGUGUCUGCAGGACACUGUAAAUCUUGUUUUUUUAAUGCACUGCUAUUCAGGGAUUGGCUGUGGUGAGACUAAAGCAGAUGGCUGUUGAUCUGCACAGCUGCCAAUAUGCGAGCUUAUCAUAAAACAUCCAUUGCUUGAUCAUUUGAUUAGGAUCCUGAUUGAAUUUCCUUGUGUUUUGCUUCUUGUGGAGUCUUGUGGACUUCGAUCAGACACAGAAGAGAUUCUCGCAUGACGUCGGCACCAUGUGUUUGUAUAGCAUUGGAUAAAGAGAGAUAAUUUUGUACAUAAUCCAACAAGUUCAACUCAUUUUUGCCUUUUGUUUGGGAAGUCCUCAAACAAACAUGCCUUGCCAAGCUAAACCGCCCCUUGCCUUGUGAUUUUGAUAAAGGUGACCGCCGUUUUACCUUGUAUCUUUCUUCAUGCUGCACUUACUGCCAUGUAUUUAAAGUGUUCUGUCAUAAUAACCCCACAAACAGCACUUGGAUGAAAACAAGCUGCACUUACUAGGGCUUUUGCGCCUGUUCGUGUUUACUACCCAUGCCGAUAAGAAGUAGUGAACUAGUUGGCUUAUUUUUGAAAAUCUAAUGUCACCCAUCUACUCUGGGACGCAGUUUGUGUACAUGCCAAUUUUCAUUCUAUUAUGUCUACAUCUACAAUUCAGUGCAUCACCUAGUAAAGCUAGCUGGUGCAACCCUCAAAAUGUUCCUGACAACAUUUUAAUGUUUAAGAGCCACAUGAACACAAUCACUUUAUGUAAUGAUUGUGAUCAGAGUCAGCAGAAGUCAAGUUUAUUUUGUAUAGCUCAUCAAAAAUGAAACUUCACAUCGUUCCAAACCUGCAUGUCUUUCUAUUUUUUCUGAGGAACGCAGUCAUUUGGAGAAUGUCCAUGCAAUGGAAGUCAACAAAAGAACACUGAACCCAACUGACCUUCACACUGAGAUAUGUGAUACACAUACAUAUUUUGCGUUGAACACAAGAAACAAAGUUAUAGAUAUUUCAUUCAUUUUUGGGUGAACAUCUCUUAAUGAAUAUAGAGGCUAACAAUCAGGAAGCCACGAAGCUUUCUGGUGCUUUGACCAUGAUGCACAUUUUUGAGAGGCUGUUUAGUAGGCUGAAUUGACAUCAUCCUCGUUCCAAUGCUUGAUGGCGACUGUCUAAUGAAGCGUGUUUCCACACACGCCCCAACGCCAUCGAAC
Carassius carassius (crucian carp) is the source of this 3767-nucleotide messenger RNA. It is a transcript of the gene elk4, whose product is annotated as ETS transcription factor ELK4. The record is from RefSeq and is a predicted model, not a curated record. NCBI's taxonomy places the organism in Eukaryota, Metazoa, Chordata, Actinopteri, Cypriniformes, Cyprinidae. The transcript is spliced from 6 exons. The coding region runs from base 1005 to 2375 and encodes 456 amino acids. Gene Ontology annotation, biological process: cell differentiation; regulation of transcription by RNA polymerase II. Gene Ontology annotation, cellular component: nucleus. Gene Ontology annotation, molecular function: sequence-specific DNA binding; DNA-binding transcription factor activity, RNA polymerase II-specific.